Scheffersomyces coipomensis is the source of this 1214-nucleotide messenger RNA. RefSeq lists its product as uncharacterized. The transcript has a single exon. NCBI's taxonomy places the organism in Eukaryota, Fungi, Ascomycota, Pichiomycetes, Serinales, Debaryomycetaceae. The record is from RefSeq and is a predicted model, not a curated record. The coding region runs from base 27 to 878 and encodes 283 amino acids.
UAUUACCUAAAUUGACGAUUAUAAAUAUGAUCACAGUUAAUUAUUUCAUAAAUUUGUUUGAAUUAAUAAAUUAUUUGAAACCUUACCAAAUUUGGAAAGCUUCUUCUUUAAAGCAAAAGAAUUUUAUCAAUAAGUUUAAAGAUUUUAUUAAACUUGAAAGUGAUAAUUCAAACCAUGAAUUAUGUUUGAAAGAUAAGAAUUUAAGCUUGACUAAAUUCAAAGCUUUGAAAUCAAUGGAUAGAUCAAGAACUAUGUAUUCAAGUUUGAUUUCAAAAAAGAAACCUGAUUAUAAGAUUAUAGAAAAGCAAUUUAAAUCAGAUUUAGAAGGUUCAACAAGUUUUAAUGAUCCAUUACAAAUUACAUCUAAUUUUUCUCAUUUAAAUAUCUUCCAUGCCAUAGUUAAAAAAUUAUUUGAUCCUUAUAAUAUUAAAUCAACUCAAAUAUUAGAAGUAACAUCAUCCUCAUCAACUUCAUCUUCAAAGAAUUCUAAAUUUUGGUUGAUAUGCAGUUUCAGUAUUGGUAUUGGAUUUGGAAUUGGUAUAGCCAGUGGAGCGGCAUCAUUAUUUGGAUUUUACAUAUAUGAUGGUUUAUUAAGAUCGUAUAGUGAAACACCAUUGGUUUUAAAUAAUGAACCUUUAAAGCAAAAUUUGAAUCCAAUAAUGAUUAUGGAUUCAAUGAUUGAUUCUUAUACAGCUGAUUUUCUGGAUUCUAUUAAUCAAUUUUAUAAUACAUUGGGUCAAUCCGAUAUUUUUCGUGAAAUUGCGGAAAUAUCUCAAAAUUAUACUCAUUAUUUAAGAUGCUAUAGUUCAUUAGUUAUUGAUUACUUUCAAGGUGGGUUAGAGAAGUUAGUCGGUUUGAUUAUAUACAGUAACCAUUAGAUAUGGUCUGUUACAUUCAUUUAGUUCUUAUUUUUUCUUGUUUGAUUUAUAUCAUUUUGGUUUUAUAUUCCACUAUUCAGUUUUAUUUUAGUUUAUUUUAUUUUAUGUUCCAUUCAUUUUAUUUUUAUUUCACAUUUGAUAUAGGUUAGGUUUAUUCAAAUGGAUCGCUAGGUUUUAAACGGGCUUUGUUUGGUUGGCUUAUUUUGGUAUUAUUCUUUUUUAUUUUGUAUAAUUAAUUCAAAAAAAAAGUUAAUAUUUUUCUUCUUAAUAAAUAGAAAUAUUUCUUCUUUCAAUAGUAAUUAAGUUCACAUAUACAUAUUUGUUAUUAUAAAAGAG